AGAUAGAAUUUUCAGAAAAAGAGCACAAGAACAGGAACAGUUAAAAGUCGGGAUUUUUGGGUAUUUGAGAAGCAAUCGGAACAACAACGGCGUUUGUAACGCGGAUUUAUGUCGGCUGUGUCUGAAUCGGCUGCGAUUUCGUCUCUGUUUCUAAUCUCCUUUGCAAUUCAAUCGUCUUCUUCUUCUUCCUCGUCUGUCUUGUUCUUUGGUCUGAGUCUGACGGCUGUUCUUAACGCUCUUCGCUUCUGCUCCGAACAGAGGCUUAUUCUUGAGGUUCCUUCCAUUUCCAUGGGCUUAAGACUUAAAAGGACUUGUUCUGGUGUUGAAGUAUUUGGGGGUUUUCACGAAAAGCAAAAAAUACCCUUUUUCAUAGUUCGCUGAAACAGAGAAAUCUUUUUCCUGAAAAAAACCUCAUCCGAUUUAGCAGUUUUUGAUCAGAGAUUUUUGAGUGGGGUUUUUUUGGUGUGUUCUUGGUGUGUUUGAGAAGAUAUGAAGUCCUUUGUGAAACCUGAGAGAGACUCUUUGUUGAGAACAGUUCGUAUUGUUUUCACUGAUCCUGAUGCUACUGAUGAUUCCUCUUCCUCUAGCGAUGAAUGGUUACCUAAACCUCGAAAGGUAAAGCGUUUUGUUCAUGAGAUUACUUUCCUCCCUCAGGUCUCCGAGAGUUCUCAGGAUCGUAGCAAUGCUGUCAAAACCCCUAGAAGGAAAUCUACUAGGCAGUUUAAGUAUCCUGUGGGAGUUAGGCCGAGGCCAUCAGGCAAAUUUGCUGCUGAGAUUUUGAACCCAUUCACUAAAACUAAGAAAUGGUUGGGUACUUAUGAAACUCCUGCAGAAGCUGAGAAGGCUUAUGUUGACAAGAAGGUUGAGUAUGAUGCACUGGCUUCUUCAGGUUCUGCUGUUUCCUCAUCGGUUGUAACAGUGACUAGCCAGUGCUUGCGUUCCCCUACUUCUGCUUCUGUUUCUUGUGUAAGUGCUGAUGAUUUGUCUAAAGAAAAGACGUCUCUGAACAAAGAUGUUGCUGCGUCUGGUGAUUCAACCACCAAAGAAGUGUUCACUACUUUCGACUUUUCGGAUGUGAAAAUACCUGAUCUGAGAUUCUUAGCAGCAGAAGAGGAUUCUAUGGUUUCUAAUGCAAAUGGUGCAGAGCUAGACUUUGAUUGUUUCCUUACUGACUCUAACAUUCUGCUGGAUGAUUACUCAUUGCUCGAAAAUGAUAUCAACUUCAGCAGGUUUGAAAACAGUCUUCCAAGUGAGCUACCUGACUGUGAUUUCACUGAAAUGGAAUUCCAGCUUGAUGAUUUCAAAUUUGCCUAUACAGAUCAUCUGACAACACCGCCUCUCGGUUUGGUUUAAGAGUUGUUAGCUUCGGUUUCUGUUUCACAGGAACAUGAUGAAGAAAGCUAGAAAGUAUGAUCCUUGCGGUCUGAUCUCUAUGGAUUUUUCAUGUGCUUUUAGAACAGUCCAAAGGAGUGAUUUGCACAACAUUUUUUCAUAAAUGUUGGUUUUACUUUCUUUCAUCUUUAUGUUUUAAUCUAUUUCCUUAUGCAUUGUUCUUCGUAUCUCUUUUGUCUCUUGGUGUUGUACCUUUCUCUUUUAAUGUUUGUCUAAUCAGGACAGAAAAUCUAAACCGAGAAUUUAAUAAGUC
Arabidopsis thaliana (thale cress) is the source of this 1645-nucleotide messenger RNA. RefSeq names its product AP2 domain-containing transcription factor family protein (gene CRF12). Gene Ontology annotation, molecular function: DNA binding; DNA-binding transcription factor activity. Gene Ontology annotation, cellular component: nucleus. Gene Ontology annotation, biological process: regulation of DNA-templated transcription. Bases 490 to 1353 code for a protein of 287 amino acids. The record is from RefSeq and is marked reviewed. The transcript has 3 exons. NCBI's taxonomy places the organism in Eukaryota, Viridiplantae, Streptophyta, Magnoliopsida, Brassicales, Brassicaceae.